Sinocyclocheilus anshuiensis is the source of this 459-nucleotide messenger RNA. Its product is annotated as chromosome-associated kinesin KIF4-like. The transcript is spliced from 4 exons. Gene Ontology annotation, biological process: mitotic spindle organization; vesicle-mediated transport; spindle elongation. The record is from RefSeq and is a predicted model, not a curated record. The annotation marks the transcript as partial. Gene Ontology annotation, molecular function: microtubule motor activity. NCBI's taxonomy places the organism in Eukaryota, Metazoa, Chordata, Actinopteri, Cypriniformes, Cyprinidae. Gene Ontology annotation, cellular component: microtubule associated complex; membrane.
AUGUCGUAUGAAACGAGGAUGUCAGAAAUCUGUGCUGAUCCUCAAGCUAAAGACUCUCCAGAAGUCUACACAGCCCAGCAUGCACUGCGACAGGCUCAGAUGUCGAAGGAACUGAUUGAGCUCAAUAACGUUUUGGCGCUAAAAGAGGCUUUUGUCAAGAAGAUGUGUCAGAAUGAUAAUCAUUUGGAGCCCAUGCAAACAGAAUAUCAGGAGAAUAUUCAAAGCCUGCAGGCUUCAGUCGGCUCUCUGCAGAAAGAGAAGGAAGAUCUCAUCCAGGCUCUGCAGUCUGCUAAGAAGGACACCAAUCAGGCCAAACUGAGUGAACAACGCAGGAAGAGACUUCAAGAGCUGGAAGGUCAAAUCACUGAGUUAAAGAAGAAGCUUCAAGAUCAAUCUAAGCUGCUUAAGCUCAAAGAGUCAUCUGUGCGCAGUCUGGCUAAACUCAACCUGGAGAUUCAG